UCAGAUCUUUUUCGGUUCAGCCAGGGUUUGGUCGGGAACUCUCAUAGCGAUCAUCAUGGCUUGCUCCAGUUCUGUACAGAUUCUCGGAUUUCUACUGCUUUUUGCAAUUCUUCUGCAAACCAUAGCUGUGGCUGUCACUUUUAUAUACUUCACCAACGCCUUGACUACGCUGAAGGAAACAUUUUCCAAGAGCAGUAUUUCCUGCCUGGGGAAAUCCAACUCCAUCCGGGAGCUGUUGGGAGACAUUGAAGCAGAGAACGAGGACGACCCCUGCUGGCAGGUCACGCAACAGCUCCACCUUUUAAUAGAAAAGACCAUGUCAAAUCGCUAUCGGAAAGAAAUAUCUUCUGUUGUAAAAGAUGAAGUGUCCCGAGUUAUUCCAUCCCUCUCCACUGAAAUCCAAGGAUCUCCACGCCCUGAGAUAGCAGCUCACCUCACUGGGAAUUUCAUGAGCAAUGAACAAAAAGCAGGAAGUGCAAUGAUUAGGAGAGUCAAAGGUCAAAAGAUUCAGACCUGGGAAUCUAAGAAAGGCCUGGCAUUCCUGCACAAUCUGCAGUUCAAGAACGGCGAGCUGAUUGUUCCUAGAACUGGACUGUACCACAUCUACUCCCAGACCUAUUUCCGACACACAGCGCCCUCUGAUGGCUCUGAAGUGUUUCAGAGAUCCGUAAGGAACAAACAGAUGCUGCAGUACAUUUACAAAGUAACCUCUUAUCCCGACCCCAUACUCUUAAUGAAAAAUGCAAGGACAACAUGCUGGUCCAAAAACACAGAGUACGGGCUGUAUUCAAUCUACCAAGCCGGAGUGUUUGAACUGAAAGCUAAUGACAGAGUUUUUGUCACAGUCAGUAACAUCAGUGUAGUAGACAUGGAUGAAGAGUCGAGUUUCUUUGGGGCCUUUUUGGUCAGCUAAAGGAAAUGAAUAUUGGGUAGGGGUCUCGACUCUUACUACAUUUCUAUAUAUCAUACCCCAUUUACUGGGGUGUGCUGUCAAUACCUGCAAACACUUGAAGAAGAGUUUGUGAGGGCACCAUUCUACAGAGCUGCCUUUGUGCUAGAGUCGUGCGUUCUCUAUGCAGGCAAGAUUAACCCAGCUGUGCAGAGAAGCCUCAGGGCUCCGUCGCACACAGCAGAGGGUGGAUCAGGGCUGGUCUUGGUGGUUUUCCUGCCCUCAAAUAGAAAGACGUAGAAAGCUAAUACAGGUCCUACCUCACAUGUGUGGGUCUUUUAAGAAUCUAUUCAGGAACUUUGGCAAGUGUUGUCUGAAAGAAUUAGUGUCCACAAUGCAUUCUAGUAUGUUUUACCUGUCUUGGGUACCUUUCACAGCAGGACUGCGCUUACCAGAAUGCAUUGGGGUGUGAGUUGAAAAGUCUGAACUGAACAAACUGCUCAAGUGUACAUGGAGUCAUAUGGCAGCCCUAGUCCAGGGUUAACCCAGCUUAGAUUCCUAUACUAGGAAUUCUAGUCUGAUGGUGCUUCAUGAACUAAUGUUAACACUACGUGCCCUUUUUUUUAAAGCAACAAAAGCCCUGAAAGGAAUCAUGCAUCAUCUAUUCAUUGAUCAGUGUUCAUAGAGAAGGCUGCUUUACAAGGCCUGAGAGAGAGAGAGAGAGAGAGAGAGAGAGAGAGAGAGAGAGAGAGAGAAUUAUCACAUCCUCACUCCCCUCCCCCUUCACUCUAUUUUAUUUACUAAUGUAAAUUGCCAUUUUAGUCUGGCCUACCAGGAAGUUUGCGAGUUGGUCUGUGUUUUUUUUUUUUUUCUCCCUGUAACUGCUACAGAAAAUAAAAAACUGGUAUUAAAAAUCAGAUUAAUACCAGAAAAAAAGACUAGCUAAAAGACUAAACAUGGGUGCUAAACAGGAGCAUGUACUGAAACCAUGAAACACAGAAACACAGUUGCUCUCUGAGCACAGAACGGACAGGAAUCAGGCACACUGGGGUUAAUAAUAUUAAUAAAAUAAUUAACAGCCACAAUAGUGUGCAACACCCUCCACUGCAGAUCGCCAGCUCUUUUAUUGAGGGGGGGUUUGUACAAGCUGUUCCAGGCAGGCACUAUUUUCUCUUCUCCCAGCCUAGCCCUCCAGGACGUGUCAGGGAGUGUAGUGAGCUGAGGUUGGUGCUGCACCUGAACACAGGCUCUGUACAGGGCUUUUCCCUCCGUUGAGAGAGAGAGAGAAUUUAAUAUAUUCAGUAUUAGCAAAAUAGUGGGUUUCAUCCCACAUGUUGCACUUUCUGUAUAUUUUUGUAUUUUUGUAUUGUAUAUAUUUUGUAUAUUAGGAUGUCAAAAAAUGCUAUUGUCUCACUGGCACAUGGCAUAACGGUCUUAGCAAUGGUAAGUAAUAAGGAAUGCUUAUAGGGUAACUUAACCCUAAGUACCAAAUAUAUUUUUCUUUGAUAAAAUCAGAACGCAAGCUGUAUUUAUGUAAUUUGAUACAUUGCAUUUAGACGUAACUUUUGCGGUUUAUAAAAUGAGAGUAAGCUAUCCUAACAAUAUAGUUAGAGGAAAUUAAAAUACUAGGUAGAGGCCAGUAAAAAUGCUACAAAUAAUUAAAAGUUAAAGGCUUUCUAAAUCUUCUCAAUUAAAGGCAAUACAAUAAAAAAUAUAUUGCAAACA
Messenger RNA from Acipenser ruthenus (sterlet), 2614 nucleotides. RefSeq names its product tumor necrosis factor ligand superfamily member 10-like. Gene Ontology annotation, cellular component: membrane. The record is from RefSeq and is a predicted model, not a curated record. Gene Ontology annotation, molecular function: tumor necrosis factor receptor binding. Gene Ontology annotation, biological process: immune response. NCBI's taxonomy places the organism in Eukaryota, Metazoa, Chordata, Actinopteri, Acipenseriformes, Acipenseridae. Bases 56 to 913 code for a protein of 285 amino acids. The transcript is spliced from 5 exons.